This is a messenger RNA of Vigna unguiculata (cowpea), 1968 nucleotides long. Its product is annotated as rop guanine nucleotide exchange factor 12-like. Gene Ontology annotation, molecular function: guanyl-nucleotide exchange factor activity. Lineage: Eukaryota; Viridiplantae; Streptophyta; Magnoliopsida; Fabales; Fabaceae. The record is from RefSeq and is a predicted model, not a curated record.
AAAAUCUCAAACUCCUAAAAGAACAUCUCCCAUUUCAUUUUUCUUCUCCUCUGCUAUUUUCCUCCCUUGCCACAAUGCAUCAAACAUAGUUUACCUUAUUUCUCUCCUCCUAAAGGGACCUGGGAUUCCCAUGUUUGUUCUUGUUCAUCCCUUGAAAAUUUCCCUUAUAACAUAUAUACAAUAAAGUUAAGGGAAAUUAUGGUCAAAGCCAUGGAACAAGAACAGGAAGGUAACAGGUCCAAACUCUUCAAUUUCAAAGGAAUGUUUGACAAUACAGGGAGGCAUGCAAAGAGUUUGAGCGUUGAGAGUGCCACCGCAUUAGAUCCUGCAGCUUCAGAGGAAGAUCCAGUGUCGUCAAAAAGUCAGGGAUCAAAAACUCAGAAUGAUCAAGACAAGGUUCCUAAGCCAAAGGUGAACAAGGAGGAAAUUAUAGCCAAAGAAAAACUACUGCAAGAAAUGGAACAGAUGAAGGAGAGAUUUGCUAAACUCCUGUUGGGGGAGGAUAUGUCUGGUGGAGGAAAGGGUGUUUCUUCAGCUUUGGCAUUGUCAAAUGCAUUCACAAAUCUUGCAGCUGCUGUUUUUGGAGAGCAAAAGCGCCUAGAGCCAAUGCCGCCAGAAAGGAAGGCAAGAUGGAGAAAAGAAAUCGAUUGGCUUCUAUCAGUCACCGAUUACAUUGUUGAAAUGGUUCCUGUGCAACAAAAAAACAAGGAUGGCACAGUCAUGGAGGUUAUGACAACACGACAGAGAACUGAUCUUCACAUGAAUAUCCCUGCCUUACGAAAGCUUGAUACAAUGCUCAUUGACAGUCUGGAUAACUUCAAAGACCAAAAUGAGUUCUAUUAUGUAUCAAGAGAUGCAGAUGACCCAGAUAACAGAAAAAACGAUAACAAGUGGUGGUUGCCUACACCUAAGGUUCCUCCAGAGGGUCUAUCUGAGUCAGCAAGAAGGUUUGUUCAGUAUCAGAAAGAUUGUGUGAACCAAGUUCUUAAAGCAGCCAUGGCCAUAAAUGCUCAAACUCUAUCAGAAAUGGAAAUCCCUGAAAGCUAUAUUGAAUCCCUGCCCAAGAAUGGAAGAUCAAGUCUUGGAGACAUGAUAUACAGGAGCAUCACAGAAGAAUUUUUCGACCCUGAUCAGCUCCUAGCAUCUAUGGACAUGUCAUCAGAACACAAAAUUCUAGAUCUCAAGGACAGAAUUGAAGCAUCCAUUGUGAUUUGGAGGCGGAAGAUGAACCAAAAAGAUUGUAAAUCAUCUUGGGGUUCUGCAGUAAGCAUUGAGAAGAGAGAACUCUUUGAAGAGAGAGCAGAAACCAUUUUACUUCUCCUAAAGCAUCGUUUCCCAGGAAUUCCUCAAUCUGCAUUGGAUAUAAGCAAAAUCCAAUAUAACGGGGAUGUGGGGCAAGCUGUUCUUGAAAGUUAUUCAAGAAUAUUGGAGAGUUUAGCCUUCACAGUGCUGUCAAGAAUAGAAGAUGUACUCCACGCAGAUUACCUCACUCAAAAUCCACCAAAUUCAAGUAGAAGAAGUGUUUCGAGAAACACAACUUCGAAAUCAGAUAAGUCUCCAACUCCAAAAGAAGAGGUGGUGGAAAAGGGUAGCACAGAAACAAUGACACUAUCAGAUUUCAUGGGUUGGAGCAGUGAUCAAGGUGAAUCAGACCUUAAGAGAGACCCCUCAGAUGAUUUCUACAAUGACAUGGAUAAUGGAAAGCCCCAGAAGCUUCCAGAAAUAGUGACCGACAAGAAAGUCUCCUACCUUGAGACAUUGGGAGGCAUGAGAAGUCCAACAGCACGCCAUUAAUCCAAAAUUUGAAGUGUAAACACUUAAAAAGGGAGAGAAAGAAAGCGUUAAAAUCAGUUUGUGUAGCCUGUGGUCUGUGGAGAGAGUUUUUUAAAACAUAAUUAUUUAUAUCAUCUAUUCGUUUUUUCUUUUGUACAUAGGAAUGUAUGGAUACAUAAAUUUUCAACGGUUUCA